AAGAACAUCAACGUCUCUUUCAAUGGCGACAUUCAAAUUUCAAAUCUCUGAAACCUAAUAAGGCAACAAGACAACCAACAGCCUUAAAUUUCCACUUUCUUCAAUUUCAAGCACAGAUACUCUUCAUUUCUCAUCUCUGCAAUUCUUCUCAUUCUCGCUAUGGCCAUGGCUCUCAGAUCCAUUGAUAAUGUUCCGCUGGUUACGCCAAAAAUGCCGAAGAAACAAACCAAUGUGGCGGCGGAUCCAAUCCAGAAGCGAAACGAUGAGAAUCAGAAUCCGGUUCCUCCUCCUGCAGACGCCGCCAUUGAUUAUGUUUCUUCUGAGAAUCUGAAGCCCUUGACGAACCCUAAUUCUAAUGAUUUCAUUGAAGGAUUGGAUUCGAAAGAUUGGGUGAAGGUCUGCGAAUCGCUCAAUAAUGCUAGGCGUCUCGCGCUAUUUCACUCGGAUCUCUUGCUGCCCUCGUUAGAGAAAAUUAUAGCGGUACUGAUUAAAUCGAUGAAAAACCCUAGAAGUGCUUUAAUCAAGACCUCAAUUAUGGCUUCAUCCGACAUUUUUAACUCGUUUGGCGAUCGUUUACUCGACGCAUCCACCAGCAAUGCAUUUGAUCAAUUGCUGCUUCAAUUACUUCUCAAAGCUUCUCAAGACAAAAAGUUUGUGUGUGAAGAAGCAGACAAGGCACUGAAAGCUCUAGUGCAAUCCACGACUCCUCUGCCUCUGCUGCAGAAACUUCGGCCAUAUGUUUCCCAUUCCAACCACAGAGUCAGAGCCAAAGCCGCCAUUCCAAUCUCUGAUUGUGUCUCUAAGAUGGGUCUGGAAGAAAUGAAGCAACAUGGGAUUGUUCCAUUGCUUCAGAUGGCCGCAGAUUUGUUAAACGAUAGGCUACCUGAGGCAAGGGAAGCAGCUCGGUGUAUUGUGAUGGGAAUGUUCAGAGCAUUGACAGAGAAUGAAGAACAGAAACAGGAAGCUUGGCAAAGCUUGUGCCAAGCUAAUCUGUCGCCCAUUCAUGCUCAGUCCCUGCUCAAAGUUGCUACCUCCUCUCAGUAGCAAGCAAAUAUUGUGAAAGAGAGAGCUUUAGGAGUAAGGUUCUUCUUACACUACUCUUACUGUGCUUCCUUACAAAUUAGUUCUUGUUCUCUUCUUUCCCUUCGCCUUUGUUGGUGUGGAAGAAAGGCCGAAGACAAU
This is a messenger RNA of Cucurbita moschata (crookneck pumpkin), 1182 nucleotides long. RefSeq lists its product as uncharacterized. The coding region runs from base 160 to 1044 and encodes 294 amino acids. Lineage: Eukaryota; Viridiplantae; Streptophyta; Magnoliopsida; Cucurbitales; Cucurbitaceae. Gene Ontology annotation, cellular component: cytoplasmic microtubule. Gene Ontology annotation, molecular function: microtubule binding. The record is from RefSeq and is a predicted model, not a curated record. The transcript is spliced from 5 exons. Gene Ontology annotation, biological process: microtubule cytoskeleton organization.